AUGUCCGCAACUCCAAUCGCGAGGUGGGGUGUCGGCCUCUCGGCCGCCGUGGCAGUCGUCGCCCUGGCGGUCGUGCGCCUCCAACAGCCUCUGACGGGCGACAUUGCUGACACCCAGACGCAUUGCUACCAGGGUGUCCGGACGCACGACGAGGACCAGCCUCUGGCCCAGUGCUUCACGGUCUCGGGCGGGAGGUUCACUCGCGUGUUUCCUUGGGACGACGCCAGCUUGACUACCAAGGCUGGCUACAUCAUCCCCGGAAUUUGGGAUGGCCACGGCCAUCUGGCACAAUACGGCGAGUUCCUCUACUCAGCCGACUUGUUUGGGUCAUCUUCGCUGGACGACGUGAAGGGACGUCUCAGGCUCUAUGUUGAUAGCCACGCCGAUGCAGGCACCAAAGACGAAUGGAUUCGGGGCGUUGGUUGGGACCAGAAUACGUAUGGCAGGAUGCCCACUGCCGCGGAUAUCGAAGAAGAUGAACUCCUCAAGGGGAAGUUUUUCAUGCUCGACCGAAUUGACGUGCACUGCACCUGGGUCUCGCAGGCGGUGCUCGAUCUCCUGCCCGCAGACAUCCCCGAUGUCCCGGGCGGUGAAAUCGUCCGCGAGCCGGGCAUGGGUGUCUUCUGCGACAAUGCCAUGGACCUGAUCUACAACUUGUGGCCCCAGCCCGGCCCCGAGAAGAAGAAGGCCUUUGUCGCGGCGGCCAUGGCGAAGCUCAACGAGUUCGGCCUGGUUGGCAUCCACGACGCGGGCGUCUUCCCGGACCAGCUCGACCUGUACGCCGACAUGGCGCGCACGGAUGACUGGACCGUUCGUGUGUACGCCAUGCUGGAGUGCGCCCAGCGCAACACCUUCUGCCCCGAUGACGCCGCGCGCGUCUUCCGCGAGGAUGACAUGUUUAGCGUUAAAUCUGUGAAGCUCUUUGCAGACGGCGCCCUUGGUAGCUGGGGGAGCGCUAUGAUCGAGCCAUACAACGACCGUCCCGACACCGCCGGCUCUCUUCUCGUCAACGGCUCGACCUUGAAGCAGCUCGGCAGGUCUUGGGCAUCCGUCGGCUACCAGGUCAACAUCCACGCCAUCGGCGACCUGGCCAACCGCUACGCCGUUGACGCCCUCGAGGCCGGCCUCCGAGAUGCUUGUCCAACCGGAGACCUCGCCAAGUGCCAAGCCAAACGACGCUUCCGCAUCGAGCAUUCACAAAUCAUCCACGAGGACGACCAGAGGAGGAUCCACGCCAUCGGGAUCAUCCCCUCCAUCCAGCCGACGCACGCGACGUCGGACAUGAAGUACGCCGAGCUGCGCCUGGGCCCGGAGCGGACCAAGAAGGAAGCCUACCGCAUGCGCUCCCUCCUCGACGUCAACCCCAUUCUCGGCAGCGACUUCCCCGUGGAACCGCCCAACCCAUUCCAGGGCAUCUACGCUGCCGUCGCACGGAAGAGCCCCCACACGGGGUAUGGCGUGAACGGCAGCGUUGAGGGGUGGCACACGGAGGAGGCCCUGAGCCUGGACGAGGCCUUGCUCGGGUUCACAAAGGGUCCGGCUUUCGGUGCCUUCAUGGAGGGGCGGGCUGGCGUGAUCAAGGAGGGCGCCUUUGCAGACUGGGUGGUGCUAGACGAGCCGCUCGAGAACAUGGACAUCGAAGAUAUUCGGGACCUGAAGGUCAAGGAGACAUGGGUUGGGGGGAAGCUGGUCUACGAACGCGCUCACGAUUAG
Molecule: messenger RNA, 1713 nt
Organism: Colletotrichum graminicola M1.001
Lineage: Eukaryota; Fungi; Ascomycota; Sordariomycetes; Glomerellales; Glomerellaceae
Product: amidohydrolase
Exons: 4
Coding region: 1-1713 (570 amino acids)
Molecular function (GO): hydrolase activity, acting on carbon-nitrogen (but not peptide) bonds
Source: RefSeq, a predicted model, not a curated record